GACGGUCUGAGCUCGCUGGCACUUGGCCCGGAACAGCAUGUGCUCGAUACCACCCACCAUCACGUCCUUGUCAAGCCCAUCCUAAGUGUCCAUCAUAAACAGGCGUCUUUGAUUCCCUGGCCAGAUGUUGCACGAUCGUUGAGCCAAGCGCUUCCUACACGCGACACGUCACGCAGCGCACGCGGGUCUGUCGGACAGUCUCACUCGCGCGAGCCAGGCUCACUCGUGCGCAACGACAAGAACCCUGGCAGCAUGCCCGCCUCCAAGAAGGGAACACAGGGCAAGGCGGGUGCCACGAGCAAGAAUGUCCACCGCCGCUCCACUUCGAGGCAGACGACGCCGCUGACCGAGGCAUCGACCACGCCUGCCACCGCCACGCCCUCUGCCAAAGAUGCUCCUGCAGCGACCAUGACCCCAUACCUCAAGACCUCGACCGCCGCCCUCAUCUCGACAGACCCCAGCAUAGAGACCCUCAUAGAUCGCAGUAAUGCUUCAGCUGCGCGGCCGGGCGAUCCGCCCACUGUGCGUGAGCUGCGCAUGCUGCAUGACACCAUUCGCGAUACCGUGAACCGCUUCAUGAGCAAGCGCGGUGAGGUAUGUGAUAGGUCUAUGCGGCAACUGGUGCAAAGGCGGAAGGAACGUUUGCAGGAAGAGCGGGAACAGGAAGCUGCACGUGAUGCGGAAAGAGCCAGAGUGAAGCGCGAGGAAGAGCGCUCGGCCAAGGACAAGAAGACCACAAGUAAGAAGCGACAUGCGGACGAGAUGGAUGUCGAUGCCGAUGAGAAGGAGCGGAAGGAGGCCCUGCCAAAUGUUGGAGCACACGGUCUGGCGCGGCAGGAUGGAGUGGGAGUGCAUCAAGGCGCCGACGCACCGCCCUCGCCUCCAGUCCAGCCUGGUACCGUUCCUCCAGAUCUUAUGGAGACUGCACCGGACGACUCGGACUCGGAAUCUUCGCGCCAUGACCCUCCGCCUACCGCGCCUCUCUACGAACGCAUUUACGGCAAGGACCCCACCAUUGGCGCAGACUCUGUCCGGUAUCACAUUCCAGAGCUCAACGAUGACAUGACAUAUGAAGAUAAGCGCGACAUAUUCAGUGUUGCACAGUGGCCCGAGAGCGACCUGAGAGAGCUCACUGCGGGAGAUCCGCCUGAUGCAGAUUUUUACAAUAAUGCGAAGCCCGCAAACCAGGUCAACUUCUCAACCUUCCAGACAUACGUCGAACCCUACAUCCGGCCAUUUACGGAGGAGGAUGUGGCAUUUCUGAAAGAGCGCGGCGAUAGAGUCACACCGUACAUCAUGCCACAGAGAGGUGCAAAGGGUUACAAGGAGAUAUGGGCUGCCGAAGACGGCCUCACUGGACUCGAGCCUCCAAAGCAGGAGCGCAAUAACCCAAAUGAGGCGAGAGGGAGCAUGGAAGAGCUCGAGGAUGAUAUUGCAGAUCAAGAUACAGUGAGCAUGGGCCCGGUCAUGAGUCGACUUCUUUCAGUCAUUCGACCACAGCCGAACACAGCAAAGAAGGAGGAGAACGAAGAUGCCAAUGGCGACACAUCGAUGACAAACGCGGAAGACGACGCAAUUAUGGCCCUUAUCAAUGGCACUAAUGAGGACCAAAAGCCUGUGACACAUCUACCUCCUGAGUUUCCUAGGCCUGCCAACUUACCACAGCUGGAUUAUGAGACUUUCGAGCACCGAGCUCUGCAGGAGCUAAAGUUCAUAGGAUUCGUUGCGCCGAAUGAGACUCCGGACUAUGACUCGAAUAGGGACGAUAUGGUGGCACAACGUUUGCGGACACUUCAGCACGAAUUGCGAGAGAUCAGCCGCCGCAAUAAUAUUCGCAAAGCACGGGUCUUGGAGCUGACUGAGGAACGCAUGGCAAUGCAGGAAUAUGCCAACAUCGCAGACGACUUGGACAACCAAGUCAAUGCUGCCUACCUCAAGCGCAACCGGUCACUUGCGAAGCCCAACCAAAAGAAAGGUGCAGCGCAGAGACCUGGGCAGAAAGGUGUUGCAUCAGCGCCUGCUGGUAGAGGCGUCAGCGAUGGUGUGCGAGCUCUCAUGCAGAAGCGUAAAGACUGGAUCGAAAUGGUUGGACCGGUGGUUGGUUAUGGACGGCCGCCUAUUCCAGGUGAUGAUGAAACGAUCUUUGACGAAGGAAAUUGGAAGAGGCUCGAGAAGCUUGAGAAGGAGGCCGAGAUGGGUGAUGCUGAGGCUGAGUGAUUGUGUCGAUGAGGUUCACGAUGAGUGGCACAAGCAGCGAAUUGCCCACAGCUAUCGAUCAAAUUGCUUCACUCAGCUGAAUGAAGUCUAGUCAUUCAGACCGAAGGGGUGAUGAUGUGGGUGCGACUAAAACAUGCCACCGACUUUCUCACCUCAGGCUUUGAAACAGGGAUGCUUGGAUAUCACGACAGACAUUUUUGGCCGGAGCACCAGAUCUGAGGGAGAUGCAGGGAAAGUACAUAUAGUGCGCGCCAACGCAUCACGCUGUCUUCCCGCACGUAACGACUCAAUUCCAAGUCAAUUCUCAGACA
Molecule: messenger RNA, 2528 nt
Organism: Cercospora beticola
Lineage: Eukaryota; Fungi; Ascomycota; Dothideomycetes; Mycosphaerellales; Mycosphaerellaceae
Gene: NGG1
Product: histone acetyltransferase NGG1
Biological process (GO): regulation of transcription by RNA polymerase II
Cellular component (GO): SAGA complex
Molecular function (GO): transcription coactivator activity
Source: RefSeq, a predicted model, not a curated record